AUGGUUCACAUAGCUACAGUUUUGAUUAUUCUGGUCACAGCUUUCUCAAUAACUGAUAAUCUUCUUGGAAAUAUCUGGCUAGAAGCUAUAUUUAAUUCUACAAUUGUGAUUGAUAAAUAUCAUAAUAUGGUUUUUCCUGAAGCGAUCUUCAAAAGUUAUGGUGUCAAUCAUGAUGAACCGAAAACUCUGAAAUUGGACGUUUCUAACUAUUUCGAAGACUUUUCCAAUAAAAUUAUAAAAUUGGACAAUUUGUUUAGGCAGAUUCAUCGAGAGUCCAUUACUUUGUUUGAGGACGAGACAUCAGUGAAAAUUCUUCCAUACUGUAUCUCUGCGGUGGCUUAUACAAAUGAUGAAAUAUGUUUUGGAGAUACCGUGAUUCGUAAUUUGGAGAAUUUGAAACUAGUUAACAUUGAAGUAGGCAGAAGUUCGAUUCAUGAAAAAAAAAUAAAUCGUUACUUAUAUGCUACCCAUGAGUUCGAUGAAUUAGUGAUUAGCGGAACUACUGAUUUUGUAGAAUAUAAUAGCCGAGAUAAAUACAACAUUAGCCUUCGUGACAGUCACUUGAUAAUUUAUCGUGAUUAUGAAAAUCUAGGAUUUUUUAGCUUAGAAAUUCCCUCCCUAAAGAGUUAUUCUGGGUCUAAUCAUGAUAAAUAUGUAGAACAUGCAGUUGAUAUGCACUUGAAACGUUCACAUGACAUGAAUUUUUAUCUACCAGUCGAUGGAUUUUACGGAUUAUUGAAUCAACUCGAGAAUGAAAUAAACACUCCAUCGGUUUUUUUUCCAGAGAAUGUAACUUUUGAUUGUAGUGAUUUUCCAGAAAGAGAUGUAACUAAAGCUCGUGAAUUGUCCAUAAGCACCAUCAACAUGCGUUUAAAUGAACAACUCAACUAUGAUGUAAUUAACAACGUGAAGUUUGUUGAAAUGGGUGACUCUUAUAAUAUGCGAUUUUCUAUCACUUUUAAUAAAUUAGCUUUUACUUCUAAAAUGUCCGUAAUAUUAGAUAAACUCUUAGUUUUGGAUGAAGACGUGCUAGUCGAAAUGAAGAACUUAUAUAUAGAGGUUGUUUACUUCUCAGCUUAUUUUCCAUUGUACAAAGUACAUGUUCACAUUAAAAAUGGACUGAGUUUAUCUGCAGAGAAAACAAUUGAUCCUUAUUUCUAUACUCCACAUUUUAAAACAAAAUUAUCCAGUUGCAUCAAGGCAACAACUUUAUACAACUUACAGUCAACUCUUCGCCUUGUAAAAGUAAAAGACUCAGGGUUAAACAAUAUUCCGAAAGUAAAUUUUAAUUUAUUUUAA
Macrosiphum euphorbiae (potato aphid) is the source of this 1299-nucleotide messenger RNA. NCBI's taxonomy places the organism in Eukaryota, Metazoa, Arthropoda, Insecta, Hemiptera, Aphididae. The record is from the annotation of a GenBank genome assembly.